Camellia sinensis is the source of this 758-nucleotide messenger RNA. RefSeq names its product small ribosomal subunit protein uS17c. Gene Ontology annotation, molecular function: structural constituent of ribosome. Lineage: Eukaryota; Viridiplantae; Streptophyta; Magnoliopsida; Ericales; Theaceae. Gene Ontology annotation, cellular component: ribosome. The record is from RefSeq and is a predicted model, not a curated record. Gene Ontology annotation, biological process: translation.
UAUUUUAAAGGUACACUCCUAAUCACCAAAACCCAAUCCAUAGCUUCUUCUUCAUCAUCUUCCUUAUCCAACACUCUCACAUCACAAGAACAGAGGAGAGAGAACAAUGUCCCUAACCUCCUCUCUCCUUCAACUCCCUCUCUGCCAAUUCAAAUCUCUCUCCCUCACCACCCCCUUCCUCCAUGGCUCCUCUUCCACCUCUCUCCUCCACAAACCCUCUUCCUCUCUCUCUCCUCCCAACCCACUUCCCCUCACUUUCCUCCCCCCCAUCCGAGCCAUGAAAACGCUUCAGGGCCGAGUCGUCUGCGCCACCAACGACAAGACCGUGGCGGUUGAGGUGGUACGACUCGCUCCGCACCCAAAGUACAAGCGACGGGUCAGGAAGAAGAAGAAGUUCCAAGCUCACGACCCAGAUAACAAGUUCAAAGUCGGCGACUAUGUCCAGCUCGAGAAGAGUGGACCCAUUAGCAAAACCAAGACUUUUAUUGCUAUUCCGAUCGCUGCGAGGAAUGUGCCCAAGCCGAAGGAGGUCGUGCCGCCGGAGCUUGGGCUUCCAUUAGAGUCUCAGCAAACCUAAAAGUGAGCUUUGUUUUGUAUGUCAUUGGUCUUUGAUUAUCUGGGUCUGCUUCAAUUUUCUGUUUUCUUCAAUAAUUUGUACUUUCUUUGUAAUUUGUGGAUAGUUUUGUUGAUGGGUAUGCUUUGGAUUGAAUUGCUUUGAAUGCUUUCAAUUGGUAUGUGAAUGGGUUUUUUGUUCAUCA